This is a messenger RNA of Striga hermonthica, 1830 nucleotides long. Lineage: Eukaryota; Viridiplantae; Streptophyta; Magnoliopsida; Lamiales; Orobanchaceae. The record is from the annotation of a GenBank genome assembly.
AUGGGUAAGGUAUCAUCAGCAAAGGAGAUGAAGCGGAGGAAGAAGAAAGGCCGCCCGCCCAAGAAUUCACUUUCUCUCUCUGCCCCUCAGAGAAACGUUAAUCGCGAUUCCACCCUCGCCACCAACUGCCGAUCUAACCGCCGGAACCCUAAUCAUUUAAAUUCUUCUCCACCGGAAUUCGUCGGCGACGACGAUGACGAGAGGAAGGAGAAGAAGGUCAAGUUCGUUGGUCGCUUGCCGGAAUCCGGAGAAAGUAAAAAGAUCAAUCAGAAGAACAAGCGACAUUCUGGAGAUAACGAUUCUGUUGAGGAUCAGAAGGGGUGUGCCAAAAGGCGAAACAUCAAUGCGGUUGAUCGCGGAUCUGACGGUGCUACUGCCAUUCAGGAGAAGAAACCUCUGAAAGCGACGGACACUCUUGUACAUGGGUCGCCAUUGGAGUCUGGCCCCACAACCUCUUUGCCAGACAGAAUGUUGUUGGUUUACAUUCUUGACAGGCUUCAAAAGAAGGACACUUAUGGUGUCUUUUCAGAGCCGGUGGAUAUCGAUGAGCUGCCUGAUUAUUAUGAGGUGAUAGAGCAACCUAUGGAUUUUGGAACAGUGAGGAAGAAGCUGGACAGUGGGGCUUACAAGAAUUUGGAACAGUUAGAGGCUGAUGUAUUUUUAAUUGUUUCAAAUGCCAUGCUAUAUAAUGCGGAAGAUACCGUCUACUAUCGGCAGGCACGAUCUAUAGAAGAAAUUGCCAAGAGGGACUUUGGAAAUUUGAGGCACGAAGGCGAUAAUGGUGAGCCCCAGCCUAUGGUGGUCCGGAGGGGCAGGCCCCCGAGCAUCAAGAACCAGAAGAAACUUCUGGAAACAUUCUCACAGGCGGGUCGUGUGAGUCCCAAGAUGUCAUCAGGAGAUGCAGUUCUUCGUAGAGGUGAAGACAGCUCUUACAAUCUGAGAAAGGCACCCGUAGUUAAUAGAUUCCGUAACAGUGAUAUGUUUGUGCCUUCUUACCGGUCGAGAAAUGGCAAUAACUAUGCGGAAUGGUUGGCUGAUUGGAAUGAUGAAUUUCCAGCAUCUAUUUUAAGGGCUGACAUGAAAUGUGGGAAAAAACAGUUUACCGUGGAUGAGAACAGGCGUGAGACAUACGGGCAAUUUCAUGCUCUCUCUUCUGCCGAAAAUUCUUCUGCUUACUAUAAUCCCAUUGGAGAUGUGAAACGGCUGAUCCCGGUUGGUCCUCACGAUCCUCUAUCAUAUGCACAAAGCCUAGCAAGAUUCGCUGCGAAUCUUGGCCCUGUUGCUCAGCAAGUCGCGGCAAGAAAAAUGGAGACUGCCUUCCCGGGGGGGGCACAAAGCCUGGGCUGGGUAUCCGAAAGUGGGCCCCAGCUGCUGUUGUCCGAGAAGCUGAAAGAUGACUGUAACUCCUCCAUCAAACCCUUGAAUUCCGCCUACAUGAAAACCACAUUCCCAGUCCAACAGAAGCCCGUUUAUUAUCAUCAGCCUCAGCCUCAGAGGAACGGUUUGGGUGGGAUGUUUGGGUACAAUACAUCCACAGUCGGGAUGGGGGGCCCAUUCCGUUUACCGGAUGAAGGUAAACAACUGUGGGGAAAUUUGAAUAUUUCAUCAGCCGGAUAUCAAAUUACGCAAGGUGACAAGUUGAAUCUGCAAGGAGUAGAGGAUGAUACAUGGAGUUUUCGAAAAUCGACUUGGCCAGCACAUCAAGGAUUAACUAAUAGUAAUAGUAAUAUUAUGUUGGGUCCACCAGAUUUGAAUGUCGGGAUUUCAGCUGCCUCGCCAAGCUCCUCCAGCUUACAGUUUGGUUUGCCGGAUUUGGCAUUACAGCUCUGA